GGUAUAAAAUCCAUUUUUCUUUUCGUUUCUAAAAAAAAAAAAAUCAAUUUUUCAUUUUUUAUAAAAUAAUUUUUCAUUAAAAAAAAAUAAUAAUAAUUUUUUUAAAAAAAAAUGAAGGCAAACGUUCGAACAAAUGCUGAAAGAGAAACUUUAGCUAGGUUAGGUGAACUCGUAACAUCAUUAUCACCACCACCUGAAGAAACCAAUUCAUAUAAAAAUGGUGGGAAUAUAAAUAAAGAUGAUGUUGAUAUGGAUGAAAUUGAUGAUGAACUUUUCGCUUUACCUCAACAAUUCUCUAAAGGAAAAUAUAUUUCAACUGAUUAUGUAGAUUCUUCACUUAUAUCACCUCCAUUAAGCGCUUUUGAUAUAGAUGAAGAAGAUGAACGUAAAGAUAUAUUACAAGAUUUUAAUAAUCGUGAUAAGAAAGUACAAGAAUUAAUUACUCUUAAUAAACAAGAUUUUGAAAAGAUUAAACAAUCUUUUAAUUCUUCUGAAGAAGAAUGGCAAAGAUUUUUAAGAGUUCUUUACGCAAAAAAUGAAAUUGUACCUGAUAGAGAAUGGCUUGAUACUUUAUGUGAAUUCAUAAAUCCUACGAAUCCUCUUCUUUCAAAAUUUGAAGAAUUAAUAAUUGGUAGUCCACAGAUUGAAAUUGAUAACGAAGAAGAAAUUUCUUAUGGAGUUGCAACAGAUCAAACAUCAGAGAUUGAUGAUGAUACAUACUCUCUUUCAUAUAAUUCAGCGACUACGGGUAGUAGAAGAGAAUCAAGAGAUGAAAGUUUCUUAAGAUUUCAAGAAGUUGAUAUAAUAAUGAUACGAAAUUAUCCAGAAAAAUUAAUAAAUUUUGAAAAUACGUACUCAGAUUUUUUUACGAACGUAAGAAAUUGUUUUGGACAAGAAUGUCGUAGAUUUGUAAAUCAUUUACAAGAAAAUUAUAAUAAAAAUUCCGAUGAUGAUUAUAUCAUGGAAUAUAAUGGAGAUAACGAAAAUUUUAUUAUGGAAGGAUUAAGGGUAAAUGUUGGAGAUCAUAGACAAGCUUGUGAAGAUUCUGAAUUAUAUGAACGUUUUGUUCAAAUAUUACAUACUCCAAGACGUAUGAUGCCAGAUGAUUUAUGGGAGGAAACAAUUUAUGAAUGUUUAAAUGAUUGGCCACAUUUAAUAGAUCAACUUAAAGAUAUAAUUGCGUAUGAAGUAUCUAAUGAAAAUAUAAAAGGAUAUGAUGACUCUCAAAAUGUAGUAAUUAUGUAAUUAUUCUACCUAAAUAAUUUUUAUUUAUUCCCUUAUAAAGAUCUAAUAAUAAAGUUAAACCUUGUAUAAUGUUUUGUAUGGAUAUUUACACGUCUCUACUAUAAAUUGGUGAGUAAGGAAGUAAAACAAUCAUGAUGUCCCAUAAUCCAUCUUUUUUCCGUAAAAGGCUCAUAUUUCCGGAAUUAAUAACCUUAUAUCGCGGAAUUUAUCGAAUUAUUUGGAUCCGUGAAAGGCUCAUUUUUACGGAGUUUUUACAGAAA
Messenger RNA from Rhizophagus irregularis DAOM 181602=DAOM 197198, 1505 nucleotides. RefSeq lists its product as uncharacterized. The record is from RefSeq and is a predicted model, not a curated record. Lineage: Eukaryota; Fungi; Glomeromycota; Glomeromycetes; Glomerales; Glomeraceae.